Messenger RNA from Hibiscus syriacus, 1451 nucleotides. RefSeq names its product N-terminal acetyltransferase B complex auxiliary subunit NAA25-like. Gene Ontology annotation, cellular component: NatB complex; cytoplasm. Lineage: Eukaryota; Viridiplantae; Streptophyta; Magnoliopsida; Malvales; Malvaceae. Gene Ontology annotation, biological process: N-terminal peptidyl-methionine acetylation. Gene Ontology annotation, molecular function: protein-N-terminal amino-acid acetyltransferase activity. The coding region runs from base 154 to 720 and encodes 188 amino acids. The record is from RefSeq and is a predicted model, not a curated record. The transcript has 5 exons.
CAAACACGCUGAUUAGGUUUUCGGUUCCUCACAUUCUCACUUCAAUACCUUUCCUUCAUUAUACGCUUGCUGGCAACGAGACAGAGUCAGGAAUAGAGUAAGGGAUAGUCAUAUCCAAAUAUUUGAUAGCAACUCCCCGAAAUUGAGCAUAAUAUGGCGUCCAAGUUUGGUUUAGCUGGUGGAAUUCCGGAGCGUCGGGUUCGACCCAUUUGGGACGCCAUCGAUUCUCGACAGUUCAAAAAUGCUCUCAAAAUCACUACCACUCUCCUCUCCAAGCAUCCCAAUUCUCCUUACGCUCUUGCUCUAAAAGCUUUUAUAUUGGAAAGGAUGGGAAAACUCGAUGAAGCACUGUCUGUUUGUUUAAAUGCGAAAGAGCUUUUGUAUAAGAAUGAGUCUUUGUCAAUGGAUGAUCGCACUCUUAGUACUGUGCAAAUUGUUUUCCAACGACUCGAUCACCUGGAGUUGGCUACUAGCUGUUACGAGCAUGCGUGUGGGAAAUUCACAAACAAUUUGGAACUAAUGAUGGGGCUUUUCAACUGUUAUGUUCGAGAGUAUUCCUGUGUAAAGCAGCAACAAACAACCAUCAAAAUGUACAAGCUCGUUGGCGAAGAAAGGUUCUUACUAUGGGCAGUUUGUAUCAUCCAGUUGCAGGUUCUGCUGGUUUCCUUUGAUGCUCCUUUUUCCCUUUCCUCCCAAUUUGUUGAGCAUGCCGUCGAUUGAUACCGGUCAUAAUAAAUAUGAAUUGAAGUUGGUGCCUUCUUCAUAAAUAGAAUGAAAAUGAUACAACAAGCAGGCAGUUUGGAACUAACAAUUUACUGUGGAAGAUGAAUCUUACCCAUUUUUGGAAAUGAAAUCAAAUUGCCAUCCAUUCUUGGUUGGUCCUGACUAAAAUUUUGCACAUUGUUUCUUCUAGUUGUGGCCAUAUCAUUCACCAGGUUAAUUACGAUCCCCGGAUCCUCAUAAGGAAAGCAUAUGCUGCUACUUCCUCUAAAGGCUCGGCUACUGCGUUAAGUUUAUAGUGUUCUCUGGAUGUCUUCCCUUCCUACAUCGUUCCACACAUCAUGGUACUGUCAUCAACUUUGAUUUUCCGAUUGAUUUGUAGUAUCGUUGUGAUGCUACAGAGGAAUGGAAUGAUGAAGGUUGCCAGUGUAGGUGAUUGUGGAUUAAGAGUUAUCCGCAAAGAUAAUCUUUUCUACCACUCCACAUGAACAUUACUUCGACUGCCCAUAUCAAUUGAGCUUGGAGUUAAUUGGCCAAAAGCAUCCUGAUGCCGCGGUAAUAAACGAAUGCUGAGUUUAUCUGUCAAUUCUAUUUGUCAUUUAUACUAUCAGUUGCAGCUGUUUUGUACAAAAACCAAAAUCAAGUGACCAUGUCAAGACAAGUUCAGUUUGCAAGGUACAAUUACUGAAGCUUACAACUUAAACUCGUUGCUAGUUUCUUGUAUUUCCUGU